GGACGUGACGCAGGAGUGACGUUCCAAAGGUGCAUCUUUUACUGCGACUACUGGUGUAAAUCACUGCGUUCAAAUAAUGCGCGUAGUGAUUUAAGCAUAACUGACAUGUUAUAUACCACUGACUUUUAAAAUGAGCUCUCUGAAUUACAUGACGACGACAAUAGUUUUGGCCGGUUCAGACUUGUAUUUUUGAUUAUUCGGCGAUAUCAGACAGUCCUAUAAGUAUGCUUCUCUAGUAUGCAGUUGUAUGUGGAGCGUCUCUGAAUAAGCGCUGAAGUAAUUGGCAGCAGUGUCUUGAUCAUUACGUGCAGUGGGACGCGAUAAAAUGGGCCAAAGUCGCUGUGAUAAGUUAUAAAUCUUGUUAAAAGUGUAAAAUGGACUAUAGACACAAGAGGAGACUGACGUUCUUCACUAUAGGGCUGAUCUUCUUACUGAGCGGAAUUGAGUACGCUGUGAUUUUGCCGACAAUAUGGAGGUAUCUGCAGACGUUGAAUGCGGCGCCAUACUUUCUUGGCCUCAGCCUAUCAGCAUUCAGCUUCAGUGGGCUUCUCACUGGUCCUUUGUUUGGCCACUGGUCAGAUCGCACACUCAGCACCAAGAAAAUCAUCCUGUUCGCUAAUGUCUUUGAGAUUGUUGGUAAUUUCAUGUAUUUUAUGGGAUACUCCAAAUGGUUAUUGCUCUGCAGUCGUCUAGUUGCAGGUAUCGGCACUGGUGCUGGAUCAUCUAUCUUUGGCUUCUUGACUAGAAAUACGGCCCCUGAGGACCGUUCGACAGUUUUCGCUGCGGUUAUGGCCUGCCGUCAGGCUGGGCUUCUGAUUGGUCCUGCAUUCAAUAUCUUUCUCAGACUCUGUAACUUCCAGAUCGGACCUUUUACAGUGAAUAAAUACACUUCCCCAGGGCUUUUCAUGUGCCUGCUGUGGAUCCUUCUUCAGUUUGUAGUCCUGUUCAUGUACUGGGAUUUCACUCCUCAAGAUGAUGGGCAUCAGAGGAAUGGAGUGGUGCAGGAAGAGGUAGAGCAGGAAGAAGAGGAGAACGAAGAGAGCAAACCUUUGGUUGGGCCCAAUGAGCUCACUGGGUCAUACGGGACGGUCACCAGUGUCCAGUCCAGAGCCUCCUCCAUGGCCAAUGGUGAUGUGACUCAUGUUUCUCCUCCACCUUCACCUCCACCUGAGGGUGUCAGCUCCAGUCCCUUCAAGAACUUCAGUGCCAGCAGAGAGUUUCUCCGUGAGGAGGUGGUUGUGCUGUUGGCAGCUCAGUUUAUCACACUGUUUAAUCAGACCGCUCUGGAGACUAUGGUGACUCCUCUGACGCAGAAGUUCUUUAACUUCGGUGAGUUGGAAAACAGCAUCAUGUACUGUAUAUGUGGCAUAGAGGUGAUCGCUGGGUUCCUGUUCGUGCGCUGGUUAAGCAAGCAUGUGGCGGAGCGAGUGGUGCUGGCCAUCGGCCUCAUCCUCUGCAAUAUUUCCUGCGUCUGGUGCCUGAUCUUCCUGGCCAAUCCUCAGGGUGGAUUUGCAUGGCAGCUGGCAGAGUUCAUCAUUGGUGUUUUCCUUCAGGUCCUGGGCCUCCCUUUUGUGGCGGUUGCCCAGGUGUCUCUCUUCUCCAAAAUUACAUCACAGAAGACGCAAGGAUUCAGUCAGGGGAUUCGCCGUUCUGUUGGAGGACUGGCCACCAUCCUUGGUCCUCUCUGGGCCGGCGGUUUGACCUCUGACCUUUAUGUGAUGAUGGGGCUGAUGAUGGGUCUGCUUGCCCUACUUACUAUCAUGAUGGUGGUGUCAUAUGAGCGUCUGGUGGAGCCUGUAACAGUGGACAGUCCGACAGGCACUGAAUCUGAAGACUGACACAGGUUUGACAUCAACUAUAAUGUGCUGUUGUUGGUGAACAAGCUGUUUACUGAAACAUUUGACUCCAAUAAAUCUUUUGGAAUCGGUCUAGGGUUGAUUCACUAACACGUGCUGAACUUCCACUGGUGACGACUGAAGAGAAUCUGCAUUUACUGCAGGAACAAAAAUAAGUGGCAGUGAAUGGAGACUUCAGGAGUGGGGUAAGACCAAAAUUACAAACAAAAUGACAAAAGGAGGUGAAUAUUUGGAUGUCUUCAUCUUUGCUCUGUGCAGAGGUUUGAUCAAGGCAAAAACUCUUUUUAUAAAUGUAAAUUUCUACUAUAUUUCCUAUGGAAAUUGCAGUAGAUCAAAUGUUUUAUGAUUAGGAACGAACAGGCCACAUUCCAAUGGAAGAUCCAUUUAUGUGAGUCUUUUAUAGUAAUAAAGAGAUUAAUGCAUUAAGUUUAGGACAAUAUAUAUUUUGGGCUAUGUUGCUGAUUGAUGGUUGAAUAAAAGAGAAUAUUAUUACUAGGGAUGCUCCGAUCAGGAUUUUUGCAGCUGAUACUGAUUACCGUUUUUUUUUUUUUUUUUUGUCAUCAUGAUUAGCUGAUCCCGAUCAUCAAACUUUAUAAGUAUUUUAUAAGUAAUAAUUAAGCUCGCUGUUGAAUGUCAGUAUCUUCUCUUCUGUCAUUCUCCUACGCUGUUAAUGUUCAGCGCUUCCAGGUUCUACAUCAGAACGCCUGCUCAGUAUUGGCCAUGUGAACAGCAUGACAUGCGCGCGAUGCUGACACAGGAGCCGGCCAAUAAGUUGCCGUUCUGACAAAGAACCUGGAAGUGCUGAACGUAAACAGCAUAAGAGAAUGACACAGAAGAGAAGAUAUUGUUGAAUAAAGUCGUUAUUUUUGUUUUGUUUUAGCGCACAAACAGUAUUCUCGUCGCUUCAUAACAUUGAAGUUGAACCACUGCAGUCACAUCGGCUAUUUUAACAAUGUCUUUACUACCUUUCUGGGUCUUGAAAGUGGUGGUUGUCUAUGGACGAGUCAGACAGCUCUCGGAUUUCAUCAAAAAGAUCUUAAUUUGUGUUCCGAAGAUGAAUGAAGGUCUUUAAUGAGUAAUUAAUGACAGAAUUUUUAGGUGAACUAACCCUUUAAUUUUACAAUGAACAUAUUAAUAGGCCUUUAAAACAGGGCUUAUGCAAAACACUAUCCAUAUUAGGAUACUCUGGCUUAUUAAAGAGCCUACAAGACUUAAAGCUGCAGUCCGUAAGUUUUGCCUCUUUGUCGCCAUCUCUGUUUGAAACCGGCAAUUGCAGUUAUUUGUGGAAUUAUCAUCUUUACGUGGGUUGUGCCUCGGCACGGCUCCUCAGCGUGGAUGAAUCUAAUGUUUGCUGUCAGUCACCACACCGGUGUGGAUACUGUACUUCGGAAUCACAGACUGUAGUCUUGAAGUAUGACCAAAGUAGGAAUUUUCACCAGAAAUUGUCAUCUGAACAAGUAACAUGUCUGCCACUUAUUUUCUGACCAACUAAAUAAAUCGCGCUGCCAAUGGUGAUUAAACCUAACGAUUGCUUAGCUCGGAUCACGUCAAACCAAAUUAUUAUUAUUGUUAUACUUUGUUCUCAAAUUAUUAAUGUUAACAACAUCAGCCUUGCGUGACUGUGUAUUUAGUGAGUAUUAGUGUUACCUAUAGUUUUCAAUUUCUAUACAGUCUAAUCUCUAAUGUUAAUUUGUCAUACCAUACAAUCCUCCAUCAAAAUGAUAAGUUUAUUUGCAGCUGCUGUGAGAAAAGGCUGUAAAUGAUCUGCCUCACAUGUGAUAUAGUCUACUAGCUGGGACUCGUUCUUUAUGUAAACAGAUGUGACGCAAUGCCACAAAGACAAACGGCGACAUGCUCAAACCCACCAGUACCACCUCAAUUAUAAAACAUUAUUACAAGCUUACCAUUGUGAAUCGGGCUAAGGUAAGGAGAUAGUUUCGAACACUGGCUGGUUAUGUACUUGCUCAACAAUUGAUUCUGGAUAAUUUUUAACCAAAAAAAGUUAUGGACAGCAGCUUUAAUGUCAAAUUGAACAUAAUUAACCCAUAAGGUGUAAUUAAACAUUGUCCAAUAUGUGACUAAGGAAAAAAAUAAAUCGAAACAUUGCAACUCCUAAAUGAACAAAAUGAGUAGUCCGAAUGUGACACAAAAAUGAUCAGGAAUAUUAUUCAGCAAGUGCUGAGUAUUUGUGUCCUUCCUUCCUAUGUCCUAUACUUAAGUAGGUAAGGCAGAAUUCUCUUUAUAAAUUCAAGCUUUUCUGCAUUUUGGGGAGUUAGUCUAUUCCUCUUUUCAUCCAAAACAUAUGAACUGUACUGAAUA
Messenger RNA from Ctenopharyngodon idella (grass carp), 4175 nucleotides. RefSeq names its product major facilitator superfamily domain containing 8-like 1 (gene mfsd8l1). The transcript is spliced from 12 exons. Lineage: Eukaryota; Metazoa; Chordata; Actinopteri; Cypriniformes; Xenocyprididae. Gene Ontology annotation, biological process: transmembrane transport. Gene Ontology annotation, molecular function: transmembrane transporter activity. Bases 375 to 1838 code for a protein of 487 amino acids. The record is from RefSeq and is a predicted model, not a curated record.